CUCCGAUACGAUACGUUCGCUUCCUGCUAAGUUUGAUCAGAAUCCUGCCAUUUCUUUAGGAAAUUAAAAUUUAGGGUUUUUUUAUCCUCAGAUUAUUGGAAUUGGAUUCGAGUGUGGAUCUUUACUAAUACUAUAUAUCAUGGAAGGAGACUUCUUCAGGUUUGAUGCGCAACGAGCACACAGUGAUGGUGGGUUUGUACUGACACAGAAGCCGAAUCUCAUCACAGUUCCAACUGAAGAAAGUGGGUGUUUUGAUUGCAACAUAUGUUUAGAGACGGCACAUGAUCCUGUUGUGACUCUCUGUGGACAUCUUUUUUGCUGGCCUUGUAUUUACAGAUGGUUAGAUGUUCAGAAAUCAUCUUCUCCUUCCAUUAUCCAGCAGCAGAACUGUCCUGUCUGCAAAUCUAACAUCUCUAUCGGUUCUUUGGUUCCUAUUUACGGAAGAGGCAUGUCUUCUUCUGAAGAUACGGUUAUUAUACCUCAAAGACCCGCUUCAUCAUCAUCAUCAUCAUCAUCAUCAUCCCCUUUGAACAAUCUGAUCAGUUCAGCUUCGUCUCUUAACCCUAGCUUGCAACAUCAUCAUCACCUUCAAGCUCAGUCUCCUCGUCAUUACGGUGGCUUCACUGCGGCGACGGAAUCAUCAACUGAUCUCGCUAAUGCAGUCAUGAUGAGUUUCUUGUACCCGGUUAUUGGAAUGUUCGAGGACACGAGGAUGUUUGGAACGUUUACAAACACUUUGGCUCAUCCUUACCGAAACUCUCGACUCGUCAGUGGGAACAACAACCAGAGGAUAGUGCAGCUAGAGAAGUCUCUACAUCGGGUAUCAAUCUUCUUCCUUUGCUGCAUUCUCCUCUGUCUCUUUUUGUUCUGAGUCACUACUUGUUUAUUCUUCUAGCUCUCGUGUUUUUUUUGUACAGUCUGUUUGUGAUCAUGUAAAUAGCUGUGCUUGGUCUUGAGCUGUAUAAGCCAUUGUUUGUCCCCUGUUGUAUUUGCCUAAAAACUAUAUAUAUAUUCAUACAUAGUUGUGCAUGUAUCUCCUCGGCUUGAAUUAUAUGUAUGCUCCAGAAACAGGUUAUGAUAUA
Molecule: messenger RNA, 1082 nt
Organism: Camelina sativa (false flax)
Lineage: Eukaryota; Viridiplantae; Streptophyta; Magnoliopsida; Brassicales; Brassicaceae
Source: RefSeq, a predicted model, not a curated record